Messenger RNA from Oncorhynchus masou masou (cherry salmon), 6924 nucleotides. Its product is annotated as myotubularin-related protein 1-like. Gene Ontology annotation, cellular component: membrane; cytoplasm. Gene Ontology annotation, biological process: phosphatidylinositol dephosphorylation. Lineage: Eukaryota; Metazoa; Chordata; Actinopteri; Salmoniformes; Salmonidae. Gene Ontology annotation, molecular function: phosphatidylinositol-3,5-bisphosphate 3-phosphatase activity; phosphatidylinositol-3-phosphate phosphatase activity. The coding region runs from base 1371 to 3386 and encodes 671 amino acids. The transcript has 15 exons. The record is from RefSeq and is a predicted model, not a curated record.
GGUUAUUUUGAUAUCGGUACACAGCUGUUACAAUGUUAGGCUCAUUUACACUGGGCAGUGUCGCGCAUAGAAGAGCGAAUGUCUUUCGUAGGCUGCAGCCUAGACAAUUGUUUACCAUAUGUUGUUACAAAACCGUUACAAUGUUGUGCUUUUUCUGAUGGGCGAUGUCGUUGUCUGCAUGCAUUUAGGAGACUUGUUUGACAUAUGUUGUUGGUGUAAUUUAACGAGAACGCGACAGUUGUAAUGUUUGCUUUUCAAAGUGCUGCACUGCUCUGCAACAUGCAUUCGAUUAUUGCCCCGUGAAACAAAGCAGUACAUGAAUCUCUAGUCGCAGACUGUGUCUCGUGUAUUUCAGCGCCUCCAGAUGGACGCAGGGAUCCGUGCCAAGCGAACACGCCUCAGUUAUACAGCCGAGUCUUUGCCAGCAGGACUCGGCCGAACCGCGACCUGUUUCAGCCCAGAAUGUUGCACACAGGCUUACUUAUUGUGGCGCAACUACCGCGUCUGACUGUCUAUGGUAUCUCUCCCUUAGGCUAAGGAUUUACAGUUGACAAUAAACAUGUAUAUCGCUAUCGUUAGGGGCUUUACUCGCAUGGGGAACAUAUGUUUGUUUACAUUGCCAAAGCAAGUGAACUAGCUAGAUAAUAAACACAAUUGAAAUAAUAAUUCAUUUAAAAGUAGACGGACAAAAGUUCCAAAAUAAUAAAGACAUUUCAAAUGUCGAAUGUCUAUAAACCAGUGUUCUAACAAUGGGAACAUAAAUACAUUUGGGUUGUGUUUACAAUGGUGUUAUUCACUGGUUACCCUUUUCUUGUGGUAACAGGUCACACAUCUUGCUGUUGUGAUGCACACUGUGGUAUUUCACCCAAUCGAUAGGGGAGUUUAUCAAAAUUGGAUUUGUUUUCAAAUUCUUUGUGGAUCUGUGUAAUAUGAGGGAAAUAUGGUCUUUAAUAUGGUCAUACAUUUGACAGGAGUUUAGGAAGUGCAGCUCAGUUUCCACCUCGUUUUGUGGGCAGUGAGCACAUAGCCUGUCUUCUCUUGAGAGCCAUGUCUGCCUACGGCAGCCUUUCUCAAUAGCAAGGCUAUGCUCACUGAGUCUGUACAUAGUCAAAGAUUUCCUUCAUUUUGGGUCAGUCGGUGGUUAUUCUGCCACUGUGUCCUCUCUGUUUAGGGCCAAAUAGCAUUCUAGUUUGCUCUGUUUUGUUGUUAAUUCUUUCCAAUGUGUCAAGUAAUUAUAAUAUUUUAGUUUUCUCUUGAUUUGGUUGGGUCUCUCUCUCCCUUGAUCCCUCUGUCCCCCUCUCUCUCCCUGUCUCUCUCUGUCAUAUGUGUACCCUCAUCCCUCUCUUUUGCACUCUAUUACCCUCUCCCUCAUGUCUCUCUUCCUCCUCGCUUUCUGUAUAUCCCCUGUCCCACUCCCUCGUCUCCCACCUCCCUCCCUCCCUCGUCUCACACCUCCCUCAUCUCCCACCUCCUUCUCCCGGCUCCUCCCCCGAUCCCUUCUCCCUCUCCCGGCUCCUCCUCCCUCCUCCAGUCCUACAGGUUCUCAUGUAGAAUGGUGUAAGCAGCUGAUAGCAGCCACCAUCUCCUGCCAGAUAUCAUCUGUACCCGCUGACACUGCAUCCGGAGACUGCAAGCCUCCAAGAGACGGAACCAAGCAGGUCCAGACGGAUGAGGUUCCACUGGUACCGGGAGAGACAAUCAAGGCUGUGGCCAAGGAUGUGAUGUACAUCUGUCCCUUCACGGGUUUGGUGACCGGAACCCUCACCAGCACCAACUAUAAACUAUACUUUAUCAGCCUGGAGAGGGACACUCCGUUCAUCCUGGAUGUGAACCUGGGAGCAAUCAGCCGUCUGGAGACCAUCAGUGUUCAGAGUCAUGGAGAGAACACAAGGGGCAUGGAGAUCGUCUGUAAGGACAUGCGUAGUCCCAGGUUUGCCUAUAAGGAGGAUGCCAGCCAACCAGAGAUAGUGGAGGUGCUGGCCAAACACGCCUUCCCCCUGUCAAACGACCUGCCCCUGUUUGCCUUCCUGUAUAAGGAGGAGUUUCCUGUGGAUGGGUGGAAGGUGUAUGACCCCAUGGCAGAGUACAAGAGACAGGGUCUCCCCAACGAGAGUUGGACCAUCAGCAAGAUGAACAGUAGUUAUGAUGUGUGUGACACCUACCCUGCCCUGGUCGUCAUCCCCACCAGCAUCAAGGAUGACCACCUCAAAGGAGUGGCAGCCUUUAGGGCCAGGCAUCGCAUACCGGUGUUAUCGUGGAUCCACCCGGAGAGCCAGGCCACUAUAGUCCGUAGCAGUCAGCCUUUAGUGGGCCCCUCUGACCGGCGUUGUAAGGAGGACGAGAGAUACCUCCAGACCAUCAUGGAUGCCAACGCUCAGUCUCACAAACUCACCAUCUUUGAUGCCCGACAGAGCAGCGUGGCAGACAACAACAAGGCUAAGGAUGGUGGUUAUGAGAGUGAGAGUUUCUAUCCCAACGUAGAACUCAACUUCCUGGAGAUCCCCAACAUCCACGUGAUGAGAGAGUCACUGAGGAAACUGAAGGAAGUGGUCUACCCUAGUAUAGAUGAGGCUCACUGGCACUCUGCAGUCGACCAGACACACUGGCUAGAGUACAUACGGCUGCUCCUGGCGGGCGCUGUGCGUAUAGCUGACAAGCUGGAGUCUGGUAAGACCUCUGUGAUGGUCCACUGUAGUGAUGGAUGGGACCGGACGGCCCAGCUCACCUCCCUGGCCAUGCUGAUGCUGGACAGCCACUACCGCACCCUGAGAGGAUUCCAGGUGCUGUUGGAGAAGGAGUGGAUCAGCUUCGGACACAAGUUUGCUGCGCGUGUGGGUCAUGGGGAUGAGAACCAUGCCAACUCGGAGAGAUCGCCUCUCUUUAUCCAGUUUAUAGACUGUGUCUGGCAGAUGAACAGACAGUUCCCUGCAGCGUUUGAGUUUAAUGAGUUGUUCCUGAUAACCAUUCUGGACCACCUCUAUAGUUGUCUAUUUGGUACAUUCCUCUACGACAGCGAACAGGAAAGAGUAGCCAAGGAAGUCCAGACAAAGACAGUCUCUCUGUGGUCCUAUAUCAACAGUCAACCAGAGGACUUCACCAACCCGUUCUAUGUGGACUAUGAGCACCAGGUCUUGUACCCUCUAGCUAGCGUCAGACACCUGGAGCUGUGGACGGGCUACUACGUACGAUGGAGCCCUCGUAUGAGGCCGCAGAUGCCGGUGCACCAGAACCUGAAGGAGCUGUUGUUCCUAAGAGCAGAGUUACAGAGGAAGGUAGACGAGUUGGAGAGGGAAGCAUCUUCAUCACGCGGCUCUCUCUCGUCUUCAUCAGAACACACAUCAUCACCCUCACACAGCGGGGGCACGCCCCUACACACCAUUGUUUAAUACAGUACACACACCUGAAUGCAGUCCAACACAGAACUAAACACAGACACACCUGAAUGCAGUCCCCAACACAGAACUAAACACACACACACCUGAAUGCAGUCCCCAACACAGAACUGAACACACACACACCUGAAUGCAGUCCCCAACACAGAACUGAACACACACACACCUGAAUGCAGUCCCCAACACAGAACUGAACACACACACCCCUGCAUGCAGUCCCCAACACAGAACUGAACACACACCGGCAUGCAGUCCAACACAGAACUGAACACACACCUGCAUGCAGUCCAACACAGAACUGAACACACACACACCUGAAUGCAGUCCCCAACACAGAACUGAACACACACACACACACACACCUGAAUGCAGUCCCCAACACAGAACUGAACACACACCUGUAACCACUUGUUUGUCCAUCUUCGUAUUCCUGAAUCACUUUUUCACUUCGUUUUUUUAUCAUAAAGAACUAGAACGAGUUUAACUUGAGAAACGAGGUACACAUUUUUAACAAAGUCUCAUUUUUUUUUGUAUUUAAAAUAAGGGAAAAGAAAUGAGGUAAUGAAAUUGAGAAAAAAAGCACCAUAUUAUUUGGUGUGUAUUUUAACAUAGAACAUAUGAAUAGAUUGAACUAACAUUUCUACCUACCCAAAGUAUUAUACUCUUUACAAUUGACGACAGUUUCCAAUAUUAGAAAUAUGUUGAAUUCAUAGACGACGUGUAGAAAUUUAAAAUAAAGUGCACUUUUUUAAACCCAUUCGAGUAAGCAUGUUAUAUCAAGUGGAUCAUUAAGGAUACGUCCCAAAUGGUACCCUAUUUAGCCUGAUCAAAAGCUGUGUAGAGUGCCAUUUGGGACAUAGCCUAAAUAAGAGCUCUGUAUGUACUACUUAACCUUAUCCAGCUGUGCCAUAACUGGUACCUUGUAAUGUGUGUCCCCUAUUCCUGUCCUUCCCUUUUAAUGUACCCUGUCAUGUGUUCCUAUCAACAUGUUCCAUUCAAAGUCUGUGCACUCUUAAAAAUGUCAUCUUUGCCUUUCUAUUCAAUGUGUAUUUGUUGCUUAUCCACACUGUUAUUGGUCAUAGGCUGUGUUUACACAGGCAGUGCAAUUCUGAUCUUUUGCUCAGUUGACAAUUCUGAUCUGAUGAAUCAGUGGAACAGAUUUAGACUGCCUGUGUAAAUGCAACCAUGUUUGUUUGUUUUUUCCCCACGUGAUUUACUUAUACUCUGCUGAUGCCAAAUCCUUUUGUUUUGUGUUUGAACCUUUUACCCAGUGGUGCUUUUGUAUUAGAUUGUGCAUUUCUACUGGUGUUUUUUUACCAGGGGUGGAACUUUCACUUGGGAUAGACAUUUUUGCCCACCCCCCAGGUUUAUCAUUUGAAUGUGAUACAAAAUGAGACAACCAGUGUGCUUUAGGACCAUGCGGACGCCUCUGAAAGGUCGGGUAGGCUGUUUGGAGUGUUGAUCCGAAUGGUACUGGAGAUAUACAUUUUGCUAUCCAGUCCAAAGUUUGGACACACCUACUCAUUCAAAGGUUUGUCUUUACUUGUACUAUUUUCUACAUUGUAGAAUAACAGUGAAGACAAACUAUGAAUUAACACAUAUGGAAUCAUGUAGUAACCAAAAAAGUGAUAAACAAAUCUAAAUAGAUUUGAGAUUCUUCAAAGUAGCAACCCUUUGCCAAGAGUGUGCAAAUCUGUCAAGGCAUUCUCUCAGCCAGCUAGAAUGCAUUUCAAUUAACAGGUGUGCCUUGUAAAAAGUUAAUUUCUGGACUUUUUUUUCCCUUAAUGCGUUUGAGACUGUUGUUGUGACAAGGUAGGGGUGAUAUACAGAAGAUAGCACUAUUUGGUGAAAUGACAAUCCAUCAUUACUUUAAGACGUGAAGGCCAGUCAAGAACUUUGAAAGUUUCUUCAAGUGCAGUCGCAAAAACCAUCAGCGCUAUUGAUGAAACUGGCUCUUAUGAGGAAUGCCACAGGAAUGGAAGACCCAGAGUUACCUCUGCUGCAGAGGAUAAGUUCAUUAGAGAGUUACCAGCCUCAGAAAUUGCAGCCCAAAUAAAUGCUUCAGAGUUUAAGUAACAGACACAUCUCAACAUCAACUGUUCAGAGGAGAUGUGAAUCAGGCCUUCAUGGUCGAAUUGCUGCAAAGUAACCACUACUAAAGGACACCAAUAAGAAGAAGUGACUUGCUUGGACAAAGAAACAUGAGCAAUGGACAUUAGACCAGUGGAAGUCUGUCCUUGGGUUGAGUCCAAAUUUUAGAUUUUGGUUCCAACCGUCUUGUCUUUGUGAGAUGCAGAUGAUCUCUGCAUGUGUGGUUCCCAUCGUAAAGCAUGGAGGAGGUGGUGUGAUGGUGCUUUGCUGAUGAAACUGAUUUAGAAUUCAAGGCACACUUAACCAGCGUGGCUACCACAGCAUUCUGCAGCAAUACGCCAUCCCAUCUGGUUUGUGCUUAGUGGGACUAUCAUACGUUUUUCAAGACAAUGACCCAACACACACCUCCAGGCUGUGUAAGGUCUAUUUGACCAAGGAGAGUGAUGGAGUGUUGCAUCAGAUGACCUGUCCUCCACAAAUCACCCGACCUCAACCCAAUUGAGAUCGUUUGGGAUGAGUUGGACAGCAGAUUGAAGGAAAAGCAGCCAACAAGCACUCAGCAUGUGGGAACUCCUUCAAGACUGUUGGAAAAUCAUUACAGGUGAAGCUGGUUGAGAGAAUGCCAAGAGUGCACAAAGCUGUCAAAGACAAAGGGUGGCUACUUUGAAGAAUUUAAAAUAUAUUUUGAUAACACCUUUUUGGUUACUACAUGAUUCCAUAUGUGUUAAUUCACAGUUUUGAUGUCUUCACUAUUCUUCGGUAGAAAAUAUUUCAAAUAAAGAAAAACCCUUGAAUGAGUUGGUGUCCAAACUUUUGACUUGUACUGUAAAUACCCCCCCCCCUCUAAAACCAAAGUUGCUCCCUUGGUUUUUACUCUAAGGCCUAACAAGAUGGUAAUGGUAGUCACUGGUAAUGUUCAACUCAUAGGGCCCUCUUGUGGCCUUUAAGCCAAAUAACAAUACUGACCAUCCUUUUCUCAACUAUGAAGAAAGAAAAAAAUAUGCUCAUUAUUUGAGUGGCAAUUGAAUCAAAUACCCAUAUGUGGACAUAGGUACGUUUUUGCAUUGGUUGACCCUGUACCCACGCCAUUACCUAACUUGAAUAGUCCGUAAGAUUAACCUAAAAUUUUUACAUGCCUUUCACUGAUUGGUUAAGCCUACUUGAAAUUAUGCAUGUGUUAGAAACCGUUAUUGUUAUAACCACUAUGUCAUGCUUAAAAUGUUCAACACUGUACUGCACCUUCAUUGAACGAUUCUGUGGUAAAUGUGUUCACCUCAAACAUUAAGCCUUUACCAUGUGUAUUUUACAUGCAUGUCUCUCGUCUUAAGAUAUCAAGCAGUUAGCAUUAUGCCUUGGUGCUUCUGUGGGUGACCAAUUAAUCUAAUAUGCUUUUCACAGCUCAUCGCAAAUAAAAACGUCGUACAUUGCACUGAUACAAGAA